Closterium sp. Naga37s-1 is the source of this 2007-nucleotide messenger RNA. The record is from the annotation of a GenBank genome assembly. NCBI's taxonomy places the organism in Eukaryota, Viridiplantae, Streptophyta, Zygnematophyceae, Desmidiales, Closteriaceae.
GAGCAAGUCAAGGAGUGGGAGGAAUGCCUUGCAUUGCUGGAAGACGCUAACAACACUGGAGCUGCUGCUGCUGGGAAGAGCUGGCCCGGCUUCCCGGUUACGCCGGUACCGGGGGGAGGAUUUCUUACGCCUUCUGACGCUCUUGCUCCGACGAGAUUGGAUCUGUCCACCCCGACAUUUGGAGGAGCGUCUGAAGAUUCGCCACGGAAUGGAAUCAAGCCAGCAGCGGCGUUCAAUCUGAUCCGCGGUCGCGCGUACGAGGCUCUCGGAAAUCGACCAAAAGCGAUCCAUUGGCUUUCGGCUGCGCUGCAGGCUGAUCCGUUUUGCUCAGAGGCGUAUGACGAGCUGAUGGAAAAUCAUAUGCUAACAACCGAACAAGAGGUCGAUCUGGUCGAGUCUCUCAACAUCCCUGCUGGCUUUGAGUGGCUGCGUCUGCUCUAUUCGUGCCGCUGCAAGAAGUAUGGCAGAGAGGACGCAGUGGAGCAACAGCUGAAGCUGCUGGAAGGCCCGUCGCCUCUCUCCAACCAGCCAACCCGUCAAGGCAACAGACGAAUCUCUGCUCGCCCCACGUCCACAUCCUCGCAAACACCCACACCUGCCGCUGUUGCUUCUGUUGCUGCGGCUGCUGCCACUGGUGGAGGUGAUCCUGCGAAUGACACUGGCCAGGGAGUGAGUGACAUUGGGAAGAAGGCAGGAGUAGGGUUAGGGUUAGGCUGGGCUUCAAAGGACGGCGGUGGUGGUGCUGGUGGUGGUGGGGGAGGUGGGAGGGGAAGAGCGAGGACGGUGGAGCAAGGGUUGCUGGGCGGCAGUGGUGACGUGGCAACGAGCCGUGCUGAGCUGAUGCUGCACGUGGGGCGAUACGAGGACGCCCUUGCUGUGUCUAUCUCCUCCCUCCUUCCUGUUCGUCUCCCUCCUCCACCCUUCCCAUGGCAGUGUCUUGGACCGAGAUCCGCACAACACUCGCUGCAUUCCCACCCACCUGGUAGCAGCAGUGCACCUAGGCAGGAGGAACGAGCUCUUCAGAGCGGCACACCAGCUUGUGGACGACCAUCCCAACACUGCCAGCACCUCUUGGGAGGCUCUGAGUGCAGUGCAGUAGCAGCGGUGCAUCUGGGCAUGAGGAGCGAGCUUUUCAGAGCAGCACACGAGGUUGUGGACGACCAUCCCAACACAGCACUGGCAUGGUUCGCCGUGGCGUGCUACUACUACUGCAUCCGCCAGCACGACCAGGCGAGGCGGUUUUUCUGCAAGGCCACCACCGUCAGCGCUGCCUUCGCCCCCGCGUGGAUGGGCUUUGGGCACACAUAUGCCGCACAGGAGGAGACGGAUCAGGCCAUGGUGGCUUAUCGCACAGCAGUGCGACUCUUCACAGGCUUCCAUGUGCCUCUGGUGUGCAUUGGCAUGGAGUAUGCACGCUCUAACAACCUCAGUCUAUCGUUGCAUUUCUUGGACGAGGCGCGCAGGCUAUGCCCCUCGGAUCCACUAGUGCAUAACGAGCUAGGAGUCAUUGCCUACAGGAGCCUCGAUUUCACCUCAGCAGCGCGGCACUUUGAAGUGGCUCUACGUCUUGUGGCUGGGUAUGGAGCAGCAGCGGGCGAAGGAGGCGGGGCAGAGAGCGAGGGGGCACGAGGGAGCUCGAAUGCGACAGCAGGGCGACAGGCUGUGGUGGCGGAAUCGCUGGGUCUGUGGGAGUCAACUGUGGUCAACCUUGGUCACUCAUACCGGAAGAUGAGGAGAUAUGGUGAUGCGCUGAUGGUGUACGAGCAGGCGCUCUCUCUUCGCCCCAACACUGCCAGCACCUUUGCAGCCAUGGCCUUCACCCACCACCUGCAAGGAAACCUCAUCCCCGCUAUUGAGUUCUACCACAAGUCGCUGGGGCUGUGUCCGGGAGACAGCCUGUCUGCUGAGAUGCUAGGCCAAGCACUGAAGGACGAGUGUGCUCUCAUGUCGACUGCUGCUGACGACCAUGUGGGGCCAGAUGCUGUCUUACCGCCCCUGAAUGCAUGA